GCAAGAACUGGCCCGACCACUGAAAAUAGCCCAGUUCACUUGAGCUGGAAUAAUUUUAUCUUACCUGGUGUACUAAUAAAGUUGCCACCACCAGGCUGUACGUGGCUUAUGGAUUGAGGUUUAUUCCAGCAAUCAAGUGUACGGAGACAGAAUGAAAGAGGAAAUAUAGAAGGGUUCCUGUGUUCCCAUAUGGAUCCUUUUUCAUUUCCUGCCCCCCUCCCCCACAAUCAAUUUCAGCUUCUCUAGGGCCUUUAGCUAAUACUGUGUCUGGGUCAUGAUUCUGCAAUAGUAUAGCAACAGGAUAGGAUUUGGUAUUGAGUGAUGUAUUCUGGACAAGUUUCUAGCCCUUAUGGCUGUGGGGCCAACACAGGAGGUGUGCAAGUAAUGCCUGCUAAUGUCUCAGAAGAAAGAGUUGUGGAUGAGUAAAAUGUGCAUUAAUUUAGGAGCAGGACUGCCAUUCUCCAUACAGCAGUCUGCUCUUGCCUCUCCCUGGUAAAAUCAGAAUAGACUAUGCAGAAAAGGAUGAGUUGUGCCUUUCCUCCCACUCUUUGCAUAAUUUAUACAGGUUCCAGAAUCCUUUUCCAGGCACAGUAUUUGAAUUGCUUUGUGUAGCAUUUUAAAUUGGUUUUUACAUAGACAGCACCCCUACCUUUCAACUCAGCUACUGAUGCAUGCAUAGGGGAAUGGGGGGAGGCACCUCCCACUCAGAAAGAUUUAGCCCAAGCCAUGUGAAGGCAGUAGGGGAGAAGUAGCUGCUAGGCCAGCAGAAAGUGUUUCUGCUAGAGCAGGAAUAUCUAAAAUAUCAGUAUAUUUUAGUUUAAAGCUCUUAACUGCUGGUAACUAAACUUCAGGAGAUGCAUUUCAGCUUUUUAGAAUUGGGGCACAGAGUAUUGUAUAAAAACUGGAAAACCACCAGACCACUGGUAUUUGGGGGAAAGGGACUGUUGCUGCAGGAUCAGAGAACUCCAGUGGGCUGGAUUGGGUCUCUGGUGGGUCUACACUCUGCCCUAGAACAGCCUUCCCCCAAUCUAAUGACCUCCUGAUGUUUUGGACUACAGCUCUCAUCAGUCUCAGCUAGCAUUGCCCAUGCUCAGGGAAUUGUAGGCCAAAGCAUUGGGUGGGCACCAGACAGGGAAAGGCUGUCCUAGAGCUCAUGAUUGAUUUGUUUGGGAGGAAUCUCUUCCUUUACAUUCAGAAACAGUACAGAAGUGCCCAGAUACCAUGAUGAAGAGAAUGUAUGACUGGCCUUACAGGGGCACCACCCCGUCCAGUCAUUCAGGAUUCCUGCCCCACCUUGCCAUACUUAGCCUUACCUUGCAUGUCGCUUCCCUCAACAGAUGGCUGCCUAUUUUGGGUAUGCUGUGGCUGCCACUGAUAUCAACAGUGAUGGCCUAGAUGACCUACUGAUUGGAGCCCCUUUGUUUAUGGAGAAGACAGAAGAUGGCCGUGUUCAGGAGGUGGGCAGGGUGUACAUCUUUCUGCAAAAGCUGUAUGGCAUGGAGCCUGAUGCAUCAGCGGAACUUACCGGUCAUCAAGAGUUUGGCCGCUUUGGCAGUGCAAUUGCCCCUCUAGGAGACCUCAACCAGGAUGGCUACAAUGAUGUGGCUAUUGGGGCGCCAUUUGGUGGUGAGGCCCAGCAAGGUGUGGUCUACGUGUACAAUGGUCAACAUGAUGGGCUACACCCCAAACCCUCUCAAGUGUUGCAGGGUCAGUGGUCAGCUAGCCAGACCCCUGACUUCUUUGGGUUUGCCUUGCGUGGGAACAAGGACUUGGAUGGGAAUGGCUACCCAGAUCUGAUUGUGGGGGCCUUUGGAGUGGACACAGCCAUGGUUUACAGGGGUCGCCCCAUUGUUCAUGCCAGUGCCACCCUCAGCAUCUUUCCCUCCAUGUUUAACCCUGAGGAGCGGGCGUGCACCCUGGAGGGCUCAGGGACCCCUGUUGCGUGCAUCAACCUGAGCUUCUGUCUGAAUGCAUCUGGAAAGCAUGUGCCUGACUCCAUUGGAUUCACCGUGGAGCUGCACCUUGACCACCUGAAGCACAAAGAAUCAAUGAAGCGAGCACUCUUUCUACAUUCCCAGCAGCCCCGACUGGUCCAGAAUCUCCAGGUCCGAAAUGGUGCCAACACUGAGUGCCGUGAGAUGAAGAUCUACCUCAAGGGUGAGUCAGAAUUCCGUGACAAGCUCUCCCCCAUCCACCUAUCACUCAAUUUCUCACUGGAUCCAGAGGCUUCGCCAGACACACACGGUCUGCAACCCAUCCUCAGCUACCUCACACAGAACCGCAUUGAACAGAAGGCUCAGAUCCAGCUUGACUGUGGAGAAGACAAUGUCUGUGUCCCUGAUCUCCAGCUUGAGGUCUCUGGGGACCAUUCUGUUGUCCACCUGGGAGACAAGAAUUCUCUGAAUCUUUCCUUCUGUGCACUGAAUCGUGGAGAAGGUGGUGCAUAUGAGGCUGAGCUCCAUGUUACCAUCCCACCUGAAGCAGAUUACAGUGGAGUUCUGCGGAACUAUGGGAACCUUUCCAGCCAGAGCUGCAACUAUGGCACAGUGAACGAUACCAACAUGGUUAUCUGUGACCUUGGCAAUCCAAUGAAGGCUGGCAUCAGUCUUGUGGGUGGUCUACGCUUUACUGUGCCUCACCUCAUGGAUGCUAAGAAAUCCAUCCAGUUUGACUUUCAGAUCCACAGCAAGAACGCAAAUAAUUCCCACAGUGAGCUGGUGUCCUACCCCCUGCGUGUUGAGGCUGCCGUUCGUUUCUCAACCCAUGGAGCAUCCAUGCCAGAUGCGGUAACCCUCCCAGGGUCUGGCUGGGUCCCAGGUCGAUCAGUGCAACGAGAACAAGAUGUGGGCCCUGGUGUAUGCCAUGUCUUUCAGUUUGUGAAUGACGGCCCGAGUUCCAUCAGUGAAGGGAUCUUGGAUGUCAGCUGUCCAUACCAAAUGCAAGGGCGAGACGUGAUGUAUGUUACACACUACAUAGUGCCAGCAAACUGUACCUCCAGCCAUUCCGUCAAUCCAUCACACCUACAGCUGGAGCAGCCUCCAACCCCUUUUCCUCAGCAGAAUCAAUACUACAUGCAAAAGCAAGAUGGAGGAUGGCACAGCGGCUCUGGUGGGAGCAGCUUCAGUCUGAAAUGUAACGAGGAUGAGUGUUUUCAACUUCGCUGCCACAUGGGAGCGCUACAACGUCAAGAAAGUGUCAGCUUGCGCCUCUACUUCCGCAUCUGGUCCAAGAAUUUCCAGCAGAAAGAAAACAACCCUCACACUCUCCAGUGUGAAGCUGUCUACAGUGUACAGAAAUUGCCCUACAAAAUCCAGCCAGAAGAGCACCACUCAGCUAGCCUCAAGGUGUCAACAUCACUGCACUGGGCGAAGGCAGAGACCAGCCAGGGGGUUCCUCUCUGGAUCAUCAUCCUAGCCAUUCUGAUUGGGCUGCUGCUCCUGGCAUUGCUCAUCUAUGUACUAUAUAAGGUAGGCCUGCUCAGUAGGGAGCCUUCCAGUGAAGGGGAAAGUUCAGGGCUGGGAAGAAGUGAAGUGCCACAGUCCAGAUGGCUCUGAUUCGCUCUGUUUGUGCCACCUAUUAUUUUCUAGCUCCCUCUGUCCCAGCACAGAUUUUUUUUAGUCUUUUCACGCAUUGCAUAGGUAAAUCCAGAUUUGCCGCUGUCUCCACGCUCAACAGAGAGUUGCAGUCAAACAGCAGCUCUCUGACUAAUGUAGCUCUUUGAUCCCAAUUCUUUUCAAACCUGUGUUUGUAGCAUUCCCAUGUUACAUUUUAACUAUACUCCCCAAAAGGCAUCUUCUUCAACCAUAGAAGCUGCAUCAUAGGAAUGUAAGACCAUCUAGUCCAGCAUUCUGUUCACACGGUAGCCGAUCAGUUGUCCAUGGGAGGUCAGGGAUACAUCAGCACCCACCCACCCAUGUUUCCCAGCAACUGGGGCACAUAGGCAUUCUGCCACAAUACAGCAGCUAGUCAAACAUCCUCCACACAAAAGCCUCUCCAUUCAGUAGUUCUAACUAGAGUGUCUCACUGUUGUUCAUUCCAUCAGUCCAGUGUUCCCAGAUCAUUGUCAGUCACCUCCCCCAAAUUUUGGGUGGAGUGGAAUCUCUCCAUGCUACACAGAUAAUCCGCACGGCCAAGUGUGCCGUUAUGGCCUUCACAUGCAGCAGCUGUCCCAGGGCAGCUGUCCAAAGCAGCAGUGCUGUGUGAACAUCCCCUCACUCUCUAUUUCUAUAUCC
Molecule: messenger RNA, 4232 nt
Organism: Varanus komodoensis (Komodo dragon)
Lineage: Eukaryota; Metazoa; Chordata; Lepidosauria; Squamata; Varanidae
Product: integrin alpha-5-like
Exons: 19
Coding region: 1338-3554 (738 amino acids)
Biological process (GO): angiogenesis; cell-cell adhesion; cell adhesion mediated by integrin
Cellular component (GO): external side of plasma membrane; integrin complex
Molecular function (GO): integrin binding
Source: RefSeq, a predicted model, not a curated record